AUGAUGAAGAAGAAGAAACAGAGCAUAUCCCAAUCUUCUAUCAAGAAAAAUCUUGAACCAUCUCCAGAUUCUUCACCUUCACCUUCACCUAGGCUCCUCUCUCUUUUCCGUUCUAAGUUGGGAAGUGGUAAAGACCUGAAGCAUAUGUUAAGAGGCAUGAGAACUAAAACCAUGCCUGGAUUGUCUUCUCAGUCUAGAAUCGUGAGAUGUCCCAAUUGUCAGAAGCUUCUCCAGGAACCUUUAGAUGCAACUUCGUACAAAUGUGGUGGAUGCGAAUCCAUUCUUCAUGCAAAACGAUUGGAACAGAAAGGCAAUGAUAAAACUAUUCCCUUGGCUCUCCUCUCUUCUGAAAACCGCAGUUUAAUAACCAAAGAAGAUUCUGCAGAAAGUGGAAGUCAAACUCCAAGGUCAUCGCCUUCUGUUGAAAAGGGUUAUCAUCACUCGGAAACCGUUUACAAGCAUGAGACAUCCGAUAUCCGCAGAGAAUGGAUGAGAAAGGCUGAUGAUUUCAGUGAUUCUGAUGUGUUUGACUCAGCAAGAAGCUCUCCUUAUAACUCACGCAGCAAUGCCUCCGAGUGGACGACACAACAUGAAGGGAGAUACGAAGAUCCGUCUCGGUUUCCGUUAUAUCAAGCAAGUCCUUCUCCUUCUUCUGCAUAUGAAUAUGGCUACAGCAAUAGUCCUUUUCACGGGUCUCAAGCUUCUGCAUCAGAGCAGUCUUAUUAUCACCAUCAACAACCAAACCAAUUCAAGCAAUACGGAAGAGAAGGCUGGUUCCAAGAACCGGUUCGUUUUCAAGGUGAGACAUCUCGUGAAAAGUACAAUCACUGGCCUUCUCAGGCUCAGCUGAAUGACCUUCAGUAUCGUAAUCUUUACGAAUCCAAUAGCUCUGCAACAACACCGCAUCGCUCUGUCUACUCUGAGUGUAGUUAUCAAGCAGCUGCCGCGCCAAAUGGCUCCACAUACUCUGAGAAGAGCUCUCUCAGGAACAAGAAAAAGUAUGUCAAGCCUGUGGUGAAGCGCUAUGUUCUUCCUUCAGCGGGAGGAGCGCCUUUUGUGACUUGUUCUUACUGUUUGGAACUUCUAGAGCUUCCUCAGGUGUCUCUCCAGGGCAAACAGAAGAGAUAUCAAGUGAGGUGUGGCAGUUGUUCCGGUGUGAUUAAGUUUCCUGUUGGAGACAAAGCAGAUACUGUCCUCGAUUCACCUGGCUUAGCUGAUGAGACUAUUCAUCAGGAUUCUGCUUCAGAUGGUCAUGAAGAGAUUUAUCCGGAUGAUAGUCAUCUGUCAAGUUCAGACAACGGCUCCGGAGAUAGGAUCUGCAAAGGCACUGAUAUAUCAAGUGGGACUAUUGUAGAGACUUCAAGGAAUCAUCUAGAGAAAUCUGAGGAAGCUCAUUCAGAGAAGUCAACAGAGAUGGAUGGUAACAUUUUUGAAAGAGUUGGUUGCAGUUUAGAGGAGUUUGGAUAUGAGAAGAAUGAUAUUCUCAAGCCAGAAGAGAUAUUUGGAGAUGGAUCAGUUGAGUCCUUAGAGGUUCCACUAUACAAUAGUACUUCAAGUAUAGAAGCUGGGACAGUUUCAGAACCUCUAAACAAGAAUGAAUACGUCUGUGAAACACGCGUACUGUCUGAGAAAACCAAAGACACUCAAGAGUUUAAUUGGGAGGAGACUCAAGGAAAUGAAGCACAUGGAGGUGAAAUCUCAUGGGAAGAGAUCACGAGAGACAAGCCGGAGUUGCAUUUGGAGAAAUCUCUGUCCAUCAGUGAUUCCAUUUGUGACAGUAGCUCCAGCAAUGGUGAAACAUUUGAGGAUAGAGCGGUCAAGGAAUAUACAGAGCACAUAUCAAGCACAUUUUCAGCUACACCACAAUCUCCCCUGACAUCUUUGGUGAACGAGAAGCAGAUGUUUAUAGGACAUCCUGACCAAUCAGGUGAGGCUACAUUCACAAUAUCCAGGAUUCAGGAGGAGCAGUCCAAGUAUGAGUAUGAGAACUCAAGUGAAGGAAAAUAUUUGGAUAAAACCAUUAGUGACAGAGUCAGGUAUGAGUUAGCGGAGGAGCCUAGAUAUGAGACAAAUGAAACAAUCAUAGAAGGAACUGUUGUGUCUCUCGGAAAGGAACUCAAAACAAUCAUAGAAGGCGAUACAGGGGAAGAAAGAUCUGUAACUCAUCAAAUGGAUCCUCAAGACGAGGUCGUAGCAAAUUCCAAUGAAACAGUGGAACCAGUUUAUCCAGAAGGAAGCGGGUAUGCGGGUGAAAGAACAUGGGCAGAGACAGUGGGAGACAGAGCGGGGUUGCAUUUGGAGGAAUAUGAAAGCAACUAUGAGAAUCACUACAGCAAACCACUUGAAUGGACUUCAACAAGAGCUUUAACAUUUCGUCUCCAUGAGAAUGAGCUAGGGACAACGGCUGAACCAGACGGGGAUGCGAAUGCAAGAUCCAUAUCCAGAUCAACAGAUUCCUUCACUGACCAUGAAAGUUCAAAAGAGAUAGCUGUGCCUCAUGGGGAGGAGCCUCAGCUGGUGAAUGAUUACAGAACCGAAGCGUUGGUGGAAAAUGGACCAUUGCUGCAGUUGGAGAAGUGGGAAAACGAAUCGAUGAAAUUGGAAGAGACGUUUGAAUGGACUUCAGGAAGAGCUUUAACAUUCCGUCUCCAUGAGAAUGAGCCAGGGACAGUGCUUGAACAAGAUGAGAAUGAUGAUGGAAGAUCAGGACAAAGCUCAAGGGGAUCAUUCAAUGAACAUGAAAGAGCGAUGAAUCAUGAGGAGGAGCUUCAGCUAGUGAAUAAUUAUGAAACCAGAGCCCUAAAAGUGGGAGUAAUGGCGGGAGAUGGACAUUCACUGCACUAUCUUGAUGACACAAUCGAGCAAGAGAGCAUGAUGUUUCAUUUUGAAAUGUCUCAAGAUAAGCAAGAAACUCCAAGGCAGAUCUUUAAACAAGCAUCUGGUUCAAGUUUAUCUUCAGAGGACAAUGAAUCUCCAAGCAAAAAGGCAGAAGUAGAUAGUGAAGCUGACGAGGAGAUAUUGGAAGAGCAUUUCCAGAACGAGAAUGAGAAAACAGGGCUAACCUCUGAAGCAUAUGCUCACAUCUACAGCACAACAGAGCCAUCUGAGAUUGUAGGUCUGCGUCACGCGUUAUACCAAACGCAAACUUCACCUCUACGGUCACCUCUCACUUCACCGAUUCAUACACCCAUUGGUUCUCCACUGCAUUACCUGAUGGGUUCACCAAUGCAAUCUUACAUAGUUUCACCACUGCGUUCUCCCAUCAACUCAUCUGGGUCCCUCUCUGAUGUAUUGUUCUUCGGCAAGAGAGGCUGA
Molecule: messenger RNA, 3315 nt
Organism: Microthlaspi erraticum
Lineage: Eukaryota; Viridiplantae; Streptophyta; Magnoliopsida; Brassicales; Brassicaceae
Source: the annotation of a GenBank genome assembly